Messenger RNA from Symbiodinium sp. CCMP2592, 5862 nucleotides. NCBI's taxonomy places the organism in Eukaryota, Dinophyceae, Suessiales, Symbiodiniaceae. The record is from the annotation of a GenBank genome assembly.
AUGAGCUUAGAUGUAUCCUUCGGAAGCCUUGGGUUUAAGUGCACUGUCCUUGCUGUCUCUUCUGAAGCUCGGCGCGUAAAAGCCCCUGUCCACGUCCGCUACAACGGCCACUCAUCGGAGCAUGAUGAAUGGGUGGGAGCAGACCGCCUGCGCAGCCAGGCUUUGAAGUUCAUCUCGGCCCGGAUGCCGAACUCCAGUACUCGUCAGGAUCGCCUUGAAGGUCUUGGUGAGGUGGCCAUGAGCCUGCCUUCUUCGGGAAGUCCACCUAGCAUGCCGCUUUCUGCCACUACGAAGCCUGCGAGCCACUCAGAAACUCUGGAGGUAGUGUCAGGAGAGGCAUUGCUUCAUCUCGGAAUGACCGUGUAUGACGUAGUCUCUCGCAUCAGCGGUGAGAUUCUGGAGAUCUCACUCUCGACGGAGCGGGCUGCGGCACCUGUCAAGGUGCGGCUGGGCUCGAACACGAGCUGGUUUGCGGCGAAGCGGCUGCGUGUUCCUGACUAUUCUUGCAUUCGUGUGGGCAUGCAUGUGCAAGUUGUACACUCGAAACCAUAUCUUUGCACGGUGUUGGAGGUAUCUCAGCUAAAAGACCGAUCCAUGGCACCCAUUCACGUUCGUUACGACGGAUAUGGUUCCGAGGAUGAUGAGUGGGUCGGUGCCGACCGUUUGCGAAGCAAAGCUUUCAAGCUUCUCGACUGCAGAUUGCCCUCAGCCAUGUCUCGGGAUCCAGGUGCAGCAACAGAAGCACUUCCUGAUCGCACGAACAGAUGGCAGACAAAGGCAUUUCGCCUGGAAAAUGCCGGCCAGGAGAGCUGCCUGCCCCACACUGUGCAAGCACAGACAUCCGACAUGGGAGAGCAGCAUGAAGCUCUGCCGUGGCAUGAGCUGGAAGCUGAUGAUGACAACCCUUCUCUAUUCCUGGAGUUGGCCCUCGGGGCAACAUCGGAGGCCUUACGCCGCAAGGGCUCGCAGAGCCAGUGGCAGGGGAGCCUCGAGAGCAAGCUCCAACAAGCUGCUGUAGCAUCGCCUUUGGUGAAGGAGCUCCUGAUCCACUAUGGAUGGAAAGGGGGUAGGUUUGAAAGGGAGCCAGACGUUCAGAGGUUGCAUGAACACUUUCUGAAGACCAGGAAGGACCUUUUCGAGGUGGAAAGUGUCCCUGGCUGUUGCAGUGAUGAUGCUUCCUCGGGAGGUGAAGGCCCUGAUAUGCCUGCCGAUGACACGCUGCAUGACGCCGCUUCCAGUUGUGCGAUGCAUGCAGACAGCCUGGAUGCACAACUUGAGGGGCAGCCCAACACUAUUGAAAGGUUGACGGGUACCCUGAUUUGCGGGACUUUUCGUUGUGUCGGAGGCAGCUCCGAAGGACGAGGCAAACACUGUGGCGAAGUCAUGGUGGAGCGUGGGCCUCUGCCUUUGCUCGGUUGCAAAGUCCGCAUUGCUGCGGGAAAGAACAGAGGGCAUGCCCGUGAUUGUGAUCGCUGCUACGUCCGAAUUCUUCUAGGCCAGGUAUUCACUGCAGAUGGCACCGAGCACAGAAUGCGAGAAGCCUUUGUUGCACGCGACAUUUCCAGGACUCAGCUCUAUGGUCGCAUUGUCCUCUCGCGAGAGUUUGGAAUUCCAAGGCAGAAGCUCUUCGUUUGCUCCAAGUGCAAGAAGAGUAGCCAUGAGAGGUGCGUCGCGUUCAAGCCGAUCAAUGGCAAACUACCUCCCAUCCAGGUGUCCUGGCCGAAGGGUGGUCUACCUCCAAGCAGCUCUGACCUACAUGUGGUGGAAGUGCGUGAUUGGGAUGGCGACCGCCAGCCGAGAGGGAAGUUCAUCGAGAGUUUUCAGAUGCAUUCUCGAAGUUCCGAUGCGGCCAUCCUCGAGCCAGUGCAGAUGUCCAUGAACUGUGGUGACUGGGAGCGUGGCCAAGUCCGUGAGACGUGGGGCAAGUUUUCACGCGCGGCUUUCCCCCAGCCGGAUGUUUCUUCACGAACCGAUCUUCGCAUGUCGGGACCAACAAUUGGCAUUCAGCACCCCAGUUUGCCGACCAGUGUAGCUGUGUCUUGCGUACCAGAUGCCUUGUUGCACAUCCACAUCUUGGAUGUCAAUGCAUAUCUGGCCUCGCUUGAGAGUUCUUCAUCGUUGGAACUUCAGGAGCUGCUCUUGCGCCGUGCAGUCGGAUGCUGGUUUAUGAACCAUGAGGACAAGCCCCUGGAUGCUCGCCUUCCCUUGUUCCCUCCCGAGAUCGAGAAGGAGCUCACUUUCGUGGAUGGAUCUGAGCGCCUUGCUGUCACCUUUGCUUUUCGUGUCACGGACCGGCAGACUCUCGACUUAGACAGCGUCCAGGUUUUGGAGACGGUCGUGCGAUGUGACUCGGUUCUCACUCCGCACGAUGCCGGCAGCAUGAUUCUAGGUGAUGCAGAUGGGGGUGAAGUGGGCACCAUGCUCCGACUGUUGGCCGUUUAUGCGUGGAACUUUGAGAAUGCUGAGAUCGACAAGGGAAGCCUCGCAGUCUUCGAGCAUCUCGACAUUGACUUGGCUCGCCAGUCGUGGGAUGAUGCACCAUCUGCUUUUUCGCAUUUGGUGAGUUGCCGCAUGAUGCGGACCUUGAUGCACAUGGUUGACCGGCAUGCCGGAAAUCGCUUGAGGGGGCUAUCUUGGUCUGAGGUUAUGGAUGCAGAAUCCUCACCUGGAGUGAUGGUGAAGUACUCUCACGGCAAAGCUGACCCCUCCACUUGGAAAGUGUUGGAGCGCUUGUUUCGUCUCAAGCCAGCUGAGGCUCAGGCCAAAGUCACAGUUCGAGAUGCAGUGAGCUCCCUACUGGAGAUUCUGAAUCAGCCUGGCCUCUCUUACAUGCAGCAGCACUGCUUCCAGUCGUCCUUCAUCCGACGGAUGCGAAAUGCUUUUCCUCUUGCCUUCUAUGAGCUCCUUCCAGUCCAAGCCGAAGGUGCGAGCACAUCUCCCGGAUCAUCUUGCGCUUUCCUCAAGCAUGAGCAUGUAUUCCAUGUGACUGCACCAUUGCAGCGCAAUCUCGACAUCCUUGGUAUGCGUGCGCUGAAGUGCCGGCUUGGUCUCAGCGCACCAGCGGGGCACAUGCGGCUCAGCAAAGAGAAGCUGCAGGAGGCAGUGGCCCGGGCAAACGCCAGGACCAGCGCGCACAACUUCGGACUACACAUCUUCAGGGUCAUUUCUUGGAUGAAGGACUUGUCGCCGGGACGUCGGGUCUCGAAUGCCUUGAUCGGAGCUGUUGGUCCGAGCUACAUCAAUGUCUUGAUGCCCACAAGCUGUGCACAUGUCCUGGAGCUCAAAGUGCCCGUUUGGGCUUUGUGCGGUGACUCUGGUGCCUCAGACUAUGAUGUCGCCACCCAGUCCUUGAAGCUUGCCCUGCCAAGUGGGUCCUACUUUGACCAACUAAUGAUCAAGACAUGGCACCCUCCGGCCAUGGUGUGUACGAUCGCACGCAAUUGUGCACAACCCAUUCCUCACCAUGCUUCCGCAAAUGCCGUGAUUGUCACGGAGCUGCAGCUUCAACAACUUUCUGGCACAAAUGUGACGUUUGCAGUGGGCGACCGUAUGUUCCCACAAAUGUUCUCGUCCUGUACUGACCUGAAGGAGUGGGCAGUCAUGGACCGACGUCUGGAGGAUUACUCACAGUUGUGGUCCCGCAUCCGGACAUGCCAAGUCCAUGCUGCCGCUGUUUGCAGUUCUGUCUUCAGGCCCUACGGCAGUGCGCGUGAUCUCAGGUGGCGGGAAGCAGACCGCAAGUGGUGCUUCCAGUGCCGAGUGGACGUCUUCUUGGCUGAAGGUCAGUGGCUGUAUCCGGGCGACCUGGCAGUUCUCAGCUGUGAGAGAGAAGACCAGGUCCUGGAGCUGCGUGGCGAGAUCGUGGAGGCCAAGCCGAAUGGCAAAUGCGGUGAUGGGAGCCAGCCUACAUCUUUCAGCGUGGAGGUUGAACUGUCGCAAAACGCAUACUCCCUGAAGGACAGUUGUGCUUGCUUCCCUGGUGCGGACAUCUCUUACCGAAUGUACUUCAUCUCAGUCCCCCUGAACGAGAAGAAGAGCAUUCACUUGCUGAAGUCAAUUCCAGAUUCCCCUCCGCUGCAAGCCAUGCGGCUGACAGUACCCAGAUCGGCUCAGCAGCAGAAACGGGAGUCCGAAAUGAGGCCUUUGCUGACAGUGAAUCAGGUCAAUUCGGCCCUGCAGCAGCCUGAGUACAGCCGCAAGGAGGGCCUGAAUGAGAAGCAGUCGAUGGCCCUGAAGCGUGGACUGCAGCGGCCAUUCUCCAUGGUGCAAGGUCCGCCAGGCACAGGCAAAACCUCUCUUCUCGUGCAGUAUGUCGUGGUCGCCUUGUCCACAAUGCAUCGUCAGGAACGGAUUCUUAUCGUUGCGCCUUCGAACCAAGCGGUGGAACACCUCUUGCGGAGGUUGGUUCAAGACACCGGCAUUCCGGCCCACUACAUCACCCGUGUUUACUCCAGGUCUAUCGAGAAAGAACACGGCAGCACCUACAAAGCCAGCUGGAAUAGCGAGCGCGCGGAGCGAAAAUUCGAUGUUCGGCCUGAUCUCGAAGAGCAUGCACUGCACUUCAAGAUGAGCCAGCCGCCCUAUGCGCCAUCGAACCAGGCCGCCCAGGGCAGCCGAGAUCAGAAGACGUUGUGUGCAAACUACGAGAAAGCGGAGGAGCUGGUUCUCAAGCAGAGCCGCAUCGUUCUCACGACAUGCACGAACGGAUACCUUCACGCUGCACUGAGCCAGAUCUGGUUUCAUACUGUUGUCAUUGACGAGGCUGCCCAAGCAAGCGAGCCUGAUGUCGUGCUGAACUCCACGUGGGCGACUCACCGUCUGGUGGUGGUAGGUGAUCAUCAACAGUUGGGGCCAGUGGUUCCCGAAAAGAAUCUUGACCCUGCUUACGUGCUUGCGCUGGAAACCCCUUUCUUGGAGCGAAUGAUGCAGAACCCCUGCCGUCUCAAAACCAGCACCAUGCUUGAGGUUCAGUACCGGAUGCACCCGUCAAUCCGAAGCUUCCCAUCGUCCCAGUUCUACGAGUCCAAGCUGCUUGAUGGCGUUGCAGUGGCCUUUCGACCGAAGCUCACGUGUCUCUGGCCCCAGGAAAACGAUCACCGGCUCUUCGUGGACUGCCAGACACCACAAAUCAAGGACAGAGCCUCAUCCGAGCAAAACACGAAGUCCCUGAAGAACCCUGGCGAGGCUGAAGUGGUUGCGGCCAUGUGUUCCGCGCUUCUUGGACAGGGCUGUGCCGGAACUGACAUAGCCAUCCUAACCCCCUACACAUCUCAGCAGCAUGAAAUUCGUUUCCGUCUGCAGCUCGAGCUUGGCAAAAAGAAGUCUGACGACAUCGAGGUGGGCACAGUACAUGCCUUGCAGGGCUCAGAGAGGGAGUACAUCCUCCUCAGCUUCGUGCGGAGUACCUCUGACGAGAUCGUCGAUAUCAAGCCAUCUACCAUGAGCUCUUCCAAAGGAGAUACCAGAGCCCUGCGUGAGUUGAAAACGCAGCAAUUAGGAAUAGUGAAGAACCGCAAGCUUCUGAACGUGGCCUUGACUCGUCCAAAGUAUGGCCUUGCCAUCAUCGGCAAUGCGGAAGUUCUUAGCGGUGGAUCCAACGAUUUUCUCGACUUGAUUACAAGCCUGCAAGGCUGCAACUGUGUGGUGGACAGGGAAGCUUUUCUCGCGAAGCUGCGGGGAAAUCGUUGGGCAACUGCCCAGAAUCGCAGAAGCUUCCCUGAAGGUUCGGUUGUCCGACCGGAGGAUUCUGCCUCUAACGUAGGGAUGCAGUCCCACAUCUCACAGGAGGAUGCGAGUGAAUGUUCUGACGUGUCGAAGGCUGUGAGCUCGAUCUCCGUUCUGUCCGUCCGGCGAGGAACCUAA